Cladocopium goreaui is the source of this 1233-nucleotide messenger RNA. Lineage: Eukaryota; Dinophyceae; Suessiales; Symbiodiniaceae. The record is from the annotation of a GenBank genome assembly.
AUGUCUCGAGCUGGCAACUUAUGCUGUCUCGUAAUCCUGUUCCUCACGCUCCCAAGGCUUCAAAGGCCACUGCUGCUGCCGCGCCAAUUUGGCCACGGCUACGGUCGCACGGCAUUGCGGGCUGAGGAAGUGAAGUCUGGCCCAUCUCCCGAGGCAUGGCGAGAAUUUCGGGCGCAACUCAUCGCACGAGAAUCACAAGAGGCGCAGAAUCGGCAGAACCGCAGCCGUGUGCAGCGCGUGGCGCCGAAGAACGAAGCAUUGCUGCGCGCCCAAAGCGAGGAUCUGUGGAACGAGUACAUGAGUGGUGCCUGGGCCCACGUCGUGCCGGUGGAAGUCGGGGGGCUGCUGUGCCGCAGUCCUUUGCCAGCGCAGCUGACGUGGCUGAUGCGGAAGGAUGCUGAUUUCAUUUGGGCCAAGAAGCUUCGCAAGCUGUUGGAAGAAGAGCUGCCCGAGAUUGAUGGCCGACCACGCAAGGAACUGUUCCAGGCAUGGUCCAAGAACACCAUGUUCUGCUACAGACUGGCCGAUCGCCUCACAAACGAAGCAUUGACUAAAAUUGUGCAGAAAAAUCUUCGAAGCCUCAAUAUGGAAGACAAAGAGUUGAUUGUUCUCUACGGUGAUAUGGAAAGUACUUGGCAGUCCGUUUGCCUUGUGCUGGGCGUGGACUCAGCCGACAUGGUUACCGAAGCAGUUGCCAUAAAUCGACCUUUCUCCAGGUCGGUAGAUGAGCAACUAGCACGACUACUCCUCUUUGGAGAAAAAAAAAAUGAGCUUCACCCGAAGGAGCAAAUGCUUCUGCAAGGAUGUCUUGCUGCCUUUGGUGAGGCAGCAGUCUAUUUCGGUGGCCCACAUGACCUCAACAAUCCAGGUCUCCUGGUACAUGGCUUCUCCGACCUCAUGGGGGCUGAAGAGAUUGCGCCAGGGACUCGAAUCUACAAAGGAGGUGUAGAGGCAGCAAUUGAUGCGAUACGUGCUGGCAGGAAACAUCCACUCGACUUUCGAUGGUUUCUUGGACGUCACAAGGACCUCAGCACACAAGACUUCAGCUGGGUUUCCGUGGCCUGUGCUCGGCCUGUGGCGCUGAAGCAAUGCUUGGGGCUCCCGAAGCCCCUGUGGCACGAGGUCAUGGAACUCUGUGGCGGUGAACAUGCAGAGCUGAGCAGUGUCGAAUUGCGCAAACGAAAGGAAUAUGAGGACGAAGAUGAGCCCGAUGAAGAUAGCAGAAGUGAAUAG